Messenger RNA from Naegleria lovaniensis, 2859 nucleotides. RefSeq lists its product as uncharacterized. Gene Ontology annotation, molecular function: GTP binding; GTPase activity; protein binding. Gene Ontology annotation, biological process: vesicle-mediated transport; intracellular protein transport. Gene Ontology annotation, cellular component: cytoplasm. The record is from RefSeq and is a predicted model, not a curated record. The transcript has 3 exons. NCBI's taxonomy places the organism in Eukaryota, Heterolobosea, Eutetramitea, Acrasida, Naegleriidae. The coding region runs from base 1 to 2859 and encodes 952 amino acids.
AUGGACUCUCACUUUUAUUGCGAUCAACAAUUUGUAACUCCACAAAUACUCUUUCCUCAUACUGUGAUCAAGGAAGCACAACAACAACCACAGUAUGAGAAUGAACAAGAAGAGAUUGAUCAAUUUUAUGAUGAUUUUGAUAAUUCCGAUGAAGAAGAUUUAUUUGCAUCUCAUACGAGUAAAGUGAUGAUAAGUACGACGAAUGAUAAAGACCAUCACUCGGCUCCGAGCUCAUCACUCUCAACAUCUCAUCAUGAGAAUGAUGAUAACAAAGAAGCUCCGAGCAUGAUCGGAACAGUUAUUCCAUCUCUGGAAAAUUCAUCUCAACAUGAUGAUGAUGGAAUACAUGUUCAUGAAAUAUCAACCAUUCAACAGCACAUGUAUUAUUAUUUAUAUUGUUAUGAAGAGGAUGAGAGUGAUUUUGCAAGUACUUGUUCCUUAGAUGAUCAAGAGAAUGAUCAUCUUCAAGCAACGACGUUUAAACAACAUUUGGAUUACUUUUCUCUGAUCGAUCAGGAGGAGAAUGAUGAGGAUGAACAAUACAAUGAUUCAAGUACGGAAUUAUCUUCUCGUCAGAAAAAUCAAGAAGAAGAACAAGAAAUUCUUGAAAAUUCAAGUUUGAAAUCAGGAAAACAGGUGAGCCUUUUAGAUGACGAUUGGACAUUGAUACAAUAUUAUUUAAAAUAUACAGAAAAGUGUAGUGAAUUUAAUUAUUUCAAAAUUACUUUAACAAGCUCACGAACCAUUUUACAUGCCAAUAGAAAUCGAAUGAUACAACAAAGUACUAUUUUAAAAACAAUGAUGCAGAGUGAAAUGAUAGAAUCCAAGAUGAAUGAAAUGACUAUUAAUGGAUCCAUUGAAGAAGAGAAGGAUUUUAUACGAGUCAUGGAUUUUAUUCAUGUUGGAGAAUUGGGAAUUCCAAUUCUUGGAACAAGUUUUGCCAAUUUGGAAUGGUUUCCUGGUGAUUCUUUAAUUGGUAUGAAAGAUUUACUGCGAUUGAUCGAUAAGGCAGAUGAAUAUGGAGUUGCAAGCUUAAUUCACUCAAUUUCAAAAGUCAUGAAUGAGUACAAUGUCAUGAUAUUACUUGAAAAGGCUGUACAAAUCUCUCCUGACCUCUCAGAAAUUCUGGUGUUACAAGCUAUUGACAUCAUUGCCUCGAACUUGUCAUGUGUAAUUGGUGGACAAAUUUACAAUAAUCACUUGGAUCGAGAAGCAAUUCAAAUUCAAGCCCAGUUAAAUACUAUUGUGAAUACUCUAAUUGAGCUUCCUUCAUUAACUCAAACAGAUAGUGACUCUCCACAACAAUUACCUCUCUUGUUACGAAUUUUUCAGUCACGUCAUUGUAGGGCGAGCGCAGAACAACUAUUGGCAAUCAUUGUUGUUUGGAUAUUAUCAAGUCCUUUUCAACAAGAAAAAGCAGACAUGUCAGAAUUGAGAGAGUUGAAUGUUUUUCACAAUUAUGAAAAUAGCAAUGGAGAAUUUUCAAAACGACUCGACGCGGGCAUUUCAUUCAUUGCGAAUCGAUUAGACCUUUCAAGCAUGUCAUCCGAAUGUACGGACAUGUUUGUGGCCAAAGUUUUAUUAUCCAUUGUUUCUUCAUCAGCGCAAUUCAAACCUUUACAACACAAGCUUAAUAGAUGCUUAGCGACGCAAAUUGGUAAAUCUUACUAUGGUGCAUUCCCUAAUGACUCUGUGGAGAUGUUUACAGAUCGAAUCACUGGCCCAAUUUUCACACAAUUACUUUUUCCAGAACAUGCUGACAUUGAUCCACCACUGACAGAAUCAAGCUCUAUUGCAAGUAGUAGCAAUGAUCGAUUCAACAACAACCAUAGAAGCCACCACAACAGCAACAUCAACAACUCCGCUUUAAGCAUGGACAAUCAGUUAUUGCAAGAUUUAUUCUCUCUAUACUUUACUGAUAACAAAAAACAAACACAAAAAUACCUUCAAGAACAUUCUCUUCCAUUACUUUUCACAUUACUGAGAACAAUCCAUCGCUAUGAGUCACAUUCUUGGUAUCAAUUGUUAUGCUUAACUUCGAAUAGUAUCAUGACAAGUUUAGGAGAACAAUUUUCCAAAGAAGCAGAAGAUGUGUCACAAAAAGUCUACGAAAGGAAAGGUAAUAUGGAACCACCAAAAGUGUUUCAAGCAUGUAUGGUUGGAUUGGAUCGAUCUGGGAAAACUUCCCUCCUCGAAAAGAUGAAAGAUCCUAACUUGAAACAUUUGAAGGAAACAAUACCAACUGUUGGAUUUAAUACUGAAACAAUUUAUCAUGAAAAUGUGGAAAUAUUAGUGAGGGACAUUGGAGGAAUGACAAGGAUUCGAUCAUUAUGGUCACACUUUCUCUACUCGGCUGAUUUAAUUAUUUACGUCAUUGAUGCAUCUGACAAAUCUCGAUAUGAAGAAGCCAAAGAAUGUUUAGAUCGAUAUAUUGAUAUGAAUUUAGCCAAGAAAGAUUGUCGUGUGCUCAUUCUCGCUAAUAAGGUGGAUUGUUUGUUAGAGGUAUUUCCUCAAAAUCAACAUCAGCAACGAACCAAAAUUAUGAAAGAAACGUAUGAGGAACUUGUGGAACUCUUUGAAAAUUCUACAUUGAAUCAAUGGCUAAAACAGCAACAAGUGAGCGUCUACUCACCAUUGCUAAGUAAGCAGCACAAAAAGGUGAGUGAUUCACGAAUGAAAGAAGAACGACUGAAAAUUCAAUUAUGUUCUGCCCGAACCGGAGAGGGAAUUUAUGAGGGAUUUUCGUGGUUAUUUUCAAGCUUGGUCAUGAAAAACUUUUGGAACGUGGGGUCAAUGAAUUUCGGCCAGUUGAUUAAUGUCACUGAUCUAUUAAAGAUGGAACGGAAUGAACAGGUGUAG